AUGACUUUCAACUCGAAAUCUAGUUACUUUUUUAACAUUAUUAUGACUGAACUAAAUUUCAUCUACUUUUCGAAGACAACAACACUAGUGCUGGAGAAAAAAAAAUUGUUUCUGUAGGUUUGUGUUCGAGUUCUUUUGAGUUGUUUUCUAACGUCAAUUCAAUUCAGGAAAUACAAAUCUUCCAAAUGUUUACUGGUGUUCCCCUUGCAGAAGGGACUCAAAAGAGGUACCUACUAGGCCAGGUUACGUCCACGAAAGAACGCGCUCUCUGAAACCAAGUGUUAAGCAUGGACGAGAGGUUCGUGGACUCGUGGGGCUACAAGGGCGCGGACGGCAAAUUCACGGGGUUGGUGGGACUGCUGCAGAGGGGGCAGGUGGACGUGGGCGGAGUCGUGUCCGUCAUGACGACCGAGCGCCUCGACGUCAUCGACUUCACCACGGACACGACGGCCUUCCGGGCUCGCUUCUUCUUCAGGCAGCCGUCCCUGUCCUCGGUGGCCAACAUAUACGUGAUGCCGUUCAGCAUUGAGGUGUGGGCCACGCACUUCUUCGUCGUAGUCGCACUCACCGCAGUCAUGUUCAUGAUGCAGUGGGUAAAAUGGCGGCCGGCGGGCACAGAGCCGUACUCCCGGGACUGGAGCGAGAUCUUCCUCAGCUCGCUGGGAACCACGUGUCAGCAAGGUUGGCAGAAAACCCCUCAAGACAUUCCUGCCAGGAUACUGUUCAUCUGCUUGAACAUUCUCUCCAUAUUCUUCUUCACGUCCUACUCGGCUAUUGUGGUGUCUCUGCUACAGACGCCCAGUUCCUCUAUAAACAACUUGGAGGAGCUUAUCAAUAGUCCUAUGAAGAUUGCCAUGCAUGACAUCAUCUACAACCACAAUAUCGACAACUAUAUGAACGUGUCGGCCUCGGCCGUGGUGCGGCGGCUGUUCGCGGAGCGCGUGUCGGGGCGGCCGGCGCGGGAGACGUACCUGCCGCUGGACGAGGGCAUGGAGCUGGUGCGGCGCGGCCAGUUCGCCUUCCACGUGGACGUCGGCGCCUACAAGCAGGUGAAGGACACGUGGCGCGAGGCGGAGAAGUGCGACCUGGCGGAGCUCUACAUGCUGCCGCCCUGCGUCACCAGCGUCGUGCCCGUGAGGAAGGGCUCGCCCUACAAGAAGCUCAUCACCGUCAAGAUGCGCAGGGUGCGAGAGGUGGGGCUGCUGGCGAGGGAGAAGGCACGCUGGGGCACGGACAAGCAGCGCUGCCAGGACCGCGGCGCCGUCUUCGUCAGCGUCGGCCUGCAGGACUUCCGGCCGGCCCUGCUAGUGCUCGCCUACGGCAUGCUCCUGUCCGCCGCCAUCCUGCUGCUGGAGUGCGCGCACCACCGGUGGUCCCGCGACACCCACGCUCCACACCGGCCGCGAUGUCGGGCGGAGGUCCCUCCCGUCCUCCUGAUUGAUACACCUCCGCGCAAGUAGUUGUGCGGCUGUAUCUCGCAAACUUCACAAACACUCAUCCUCAAUUAUAUAUUAUUUCCACCAACGUCUUCGCACAAGCACUCCACCACGCAACUCGCCAGCAUCGCUCCUCGACACGAUUUAUAUUUUUAAGUUUCUCCCGUACAGAGGCCCUUCAUCACAUGCACAGCAAGGUUUUGGUAGAAGUCAAGCUUAAAAAUUUUGAUGGUUGCCACUGUUUGAUUUAAUUAACAAGCUUUGCUCAUGAAAGCAAUUAAUGGUAAGUCACUUUUAGACUGCUUGUCGAUGGUCUUCAACAGAGUAACUUCUUAAUGUCACUCACCAGCCUAGCUUCAGCUAGUAAGUUCUGGUUAAAGUCACUACAAGCCUCCAGAAAAAAUUCAUUUUUCAAUAUAUAUUAACUUAUUUGCUUCCAUCGUUGUUAUGAUAGAGUUAUUAUGCCAGAAUCACCUUUAUUGCAAAUUUUCUUAGACAGAACAUGGCAAGCUCGACCGCUUUACACAAUUUCUGAUAGAAGUCUCUUAUGUUUCCUGGCUGUGUAUCUUUCUUACUGAAAAAAAAAAUCCAGCUCGAUAUCCCUCAUCAGCAUCAGUCCUUGCUUAUAGUAUGGUGUUAUGUCCCAGAACAUCUUAGAUUCUUGUCUCGAUUCUUUCUGUUAUAAGUACCAUAUCACCCCACUUACCUAUAGCACAUCAUACUAGACCUUCUCCGCAAGUUUCAUUCUUUGUCAAAUUUCUUUGUUAAGUCCCUUACAAGUAACCUCAAUGAUUUUCACAUGUCUAUUUGAUAUGUUUGAUAUCUACCAUACUCACUUCCUGCUGCAAGUGCUUUUGAAUCUAUCUUAUUAACCUCACUUCUUAUUGUUUAUUAAUCAUGUCCCCUAUUAGAUCUUUUAGUGAUGUUGGGGCACCAAACAAACUUAAUAUGGUAUAUCUGUGAGCUAGUUCACCUGUAGGGCACAAUCACUUUCUCGGGACAUAACGUCACCAAGUGGUCGGCAGACGGCAGAUGGUGGCCUGACAGAUAUACCCCUGGCUUUCAUAGCCAUUAGAGAUGCUAUACUUGUAAUGCCUAUUGAUUAAUGAAAUAGUAAUGGGGUAUUUCUGGUAAGAUUGAUUUUAUUCUACAUUUGACCACAUACAUGGAGCUUUUUGUUACAUGCCCUGUUUAUUCCUGGAGCCAUUUUAAUUAUUAAUCACAUGUUUGUGAUUGCGAGAGCGAAGUUGAGCUGGAAAAUAACUGAAGGCCCUCUGGCCUUAGUUCAAUGCUAAAUGAACAGGAGUCACUGACGCACUGCAUUUAAUUGAAGUUGGCGAAUGAUUACACGAGGUAGGCAUAAUACACAACGAGACUAAUAUUCAUGAAUUACAAUACACUUAACAUAAUGGCUAUCCCCCCAAAUAGCUACACUACAAAACAAAGACUAAUUCGCAUGUGUGCGAAUACAUAAACAAAACGACUUGGCAAAGAGAUGAAUCUUUACAUAGUACACUAAGCUAGACCAUAGCUAAUUAAUAUUCCAUGUGGGCUAAAAUGAAAGCGUGUCCCGAUAGUCCUUGGGCCGUAUUAACACACAAAUUAAAAAAAAAAGUCCAUUGCACAUUUCACCCUGUGCGAGCGAAGCUAAAAAGUCUUUCGACUGAGUCCAGUUACACGAACCCUGGACCGCAUCCUGCGAACAGGCUAAAAUCCUUAAUUCAAAUGAAAAACAUCCCACGGGAAGGCACAAAUAAUUACGUUAUGUGACUGGGAAUUCGAGCCAGCCAUAGGAGGCUAGGAACGGAAAUUAUAAAAAAGGAUUACGAAAAACAAAGGGUAUUGCAGCUACUUCAAUUAUGAUACUAGCCCGGGUGAUGAAAGAAGUAAAACUGAGGGAGCCCAUGGUCUCCACGCACCACUAGAGGCCAACUUCCCGCGAAAACCUGCCAUGCACAACAGAGUAAUUCAGAGAAAGAUUUGAGCAUAGUCGUGUUAAGUCAUAAUUUUUUAUUUAUUAAUUUAAGUCUGUCCCUGAAGAAAUCAUUGCCUUACAAUUAAUAUAACAAUUAACUAUAAAGGAAAAAAACUCUGACCGAUUUCCACUGAAGUGACAAUAGAUACACAGGCCGUGGCGGUCGUUCGCAGAUUUGCACUCGUUGCAUUGCAUUGUCCUGAAGGCACAUUCCGAUCACACACUAUGACGCACACUCUCUAGCGAGGCUCCGAUGUGCCUAAGUGGUGUUUUUGGAUCGAAAGAGCCCCGACGGGUGUCGUAACUAUCAUUGUCUGCUAGACAUCCCUCUGAUCAGUUUUUCAAUAACUCAAAGUUUUCGAAAACCUUUUGCUAUCUCUUUAGUGCACUGUCCUCACCAAUGACCUAAAGUAAUAUAGACUGCUUACCGUCCUGCUUUCAGCAUCAUUUACUGCUAUCGAUGGCAGACUGGGGAACUACUAUCCAAGCGGGAGAAACGGAGAGCUGUUUUGACAGCUUGGUGGGCAAAUUACAGUUGUAAAAGCAUUGGUCCUUAUUGGAGAAAUAUGUAGGUUGCUAUUAAAUCCCCUCGAAAUUCAGGUUUUUCGCAAUUUCACAGUUGUUGAAGGUAUCACAUAAAGAUAGAACGAAUGAAAAAUAAGGUUAAAGACGUUUUCAUUGUAGUGCGAUGUGUAAGUACGAUGUUUAUUGCACUUGAAAAUUAGCUAAUCCUUCUUCGACACAAUGCUUGUCACCAACUUGUAGAGUGGUUGAUGUAGUCUGGGCUGUCUCAAGAUAAGAAUAAGUGAAUCUGUUACCCUAUGAGAUCUCCAGCAAGGGGGGGGGGGGGUGUUCCUGGCCAUGUGGCUGGAGACAGCACUUUAAUUAAAACAAGAUAGAUGAUAAAAUGGUAUGGAUUUAUUACAUAACAGUCACUCAUACAUGGUGCUUCCACAGCACCAAGCUACCGGAGCAUGGCCCUGCGUACUGAGGGAACAAGUAUUGCGGUUACGACGGCAACUAGUAUGAAGGUGUCUGGUGGUUAUGUGGCAUGAAGGUCUGCGAAUGGCAAUGCGCGGCUACAGAUUUAGUGACGCUUAGAAAUUUGUGAUGUGGCACACGAAAAUCACUAGAUGGUUAAUAUGUAUAGAAUACUUAACACUACAAAAACACUAAACUUACAGAUGACCUGAUUUAGACCACAUGCGCGAAGUAUAGUCAUUCAGCACACUUCGCGAAUAUUAGAGUUCAGUUAAAUUAUGUUCCGAUAUUUUUUCAGGACAACUAUAUACCUAAUACUGUGCAUUCAGCUGUAAUUGCGAAAAAUUCCAUAAGUCCAGUGCCACGCGAUGCUCUAUACAACUUUAUGCCACAUUAAAAAUUUGCGUUUUCUUAAAGUUUUUAACUGACCCUGAACAAAAAUGUCACAUGACCCAAAUUAUCAAUCACUUCAAAACCUCAACAGAUUCUCUUAUUCCAUCAACUUUCUACAAUUGACAAUAAUACAAGGGUAAUAUCUUCGGGGCACCCUCUUUUAUGCUGGCAACGAUAGCUAUGAAAAUAGUGUUUUAUUCACCAAACUGUCAAACUGAAUCAUCAACAUGGCUGCCGGCUAUGGUUCAAUUGGAAUCAAAGAUGGCUCCCACUAGCAGUUUAUAUAUCUGUAUGUUGUUAGUCCUCUCCCUUUCAACCCCUUACCCAUCAAUGCAAACAAUUUUUCCACUCAACCAAGAUUUAAGUGGACAAACUUCAUUAAAUCUGAUGUAUAAAUAAUAUAUAUCUUGUGCUUUGUAUUUGUGAAUCUGUAUUGCAUUUGUGAAAAAUUUUAUAUAAAUAAAUAAUAGAUGAUCUCAUCUUA
Molecule: messenger RNA, 5269 nt
Organism: Bacillus rossius redtenbacheri
Lineage: Eukaryota; Metazoa; Arthropoda; Insecta; Phasmatodea; Bacillidae
Product: glutamate receptor ionotropic, kainate glr-3-like
Exons: 6
Coding region: 288-1460 (390 amino acids)
Cellular component (GO): membrane
Molecular function (GO): ligand-gated monoatomic ion channel activity
Source: RefSeq, a predicted model, not a curated record